Messenger RNA from Daldinia vernicosa, 815 nucleotides. RefSeq lists its product as uncharacterized. Gene Ontology annotation, biological process: mitochondrial respiratory chain complex IV assembly. NCBI's taxonomy places the organism in Eukaryota, Fungi, Ascomycota, Sordariomycetes, Xylariales, Hypoxylaceae. The record is from RefSeq and is a predicted model, not a curated record. Bases 154 to 447 code for a protein of 97 amino acids. The transcript has 4 exons. Gene Ontology annotation, cellular component: mitochondrial intermembrane space.
UUUACAUAUUCGACAUUCGUUAUCGAAUCAUAAGCGAAAUCGAACAAAAUAUUAUCACAUGAAGAUUGAUAGACAGAGAAACCUCCAACUUUUCCACUCGUAACCAAUAUUAAUUUCAAUUUACGAGCUAGAGUGGCAUAGAUAAUUCUUCUCAUGAGUUCCUUCGGCAGCCCAGGCGCGGGUCCAUAUACCGGGAAGCCUACCCCGCCUCAGCGCGGAAGCUUCCCUUUAGAUCAUGAUGGCGAAUGCAAAGCCGUCAUGACCAAGUAUCUCUCAUGCAUCAAGAAGGUCAAGGGCGUCAAUGACGAGGAGUGCCGCAACCUUGCCAAAACCUAUCUAUCUUGUCGUAUGGACCGGAAUCUUAUGGCCAAGGACGACUUUAAAAACUUGGGGUUUGCCUCGGAGACGGAGACGCCCUCAAGUUCGGAAGCUCAGGGACGACGGUAGCAUGGCAAUAGCUUGCAAUAGAACCUGCUCGUCAGAUCUCACAGGAAGAACUAUCCGAAAUUCUUCAGUCUAGCUGCGGAUUCUGACUUCCUUCUGCUACCAACUGCGCGUUUCUUUACGGAUAGAAUGCCUGCUCGGUAGGAGCCUCACUCUCUACUGCUAAGAAUUACAAGUCCUAGACUAUAGAACCCGACCCAGGGCCGCGCUGUAUUAUAUACUAGGAAGGCAUGUUUAGCUUUCAAAUGGGAAUAAACGGAAUUAUAGCCCAUAUUGUAAAUAAUUAAGUAUAUCCGAGCAUAUCUAACCUCCGGGUCGAAUGUUCUUAUAGAUACAUACUCAAAUCUACAAUAUAAAUUAGUUACAUUCAA